Molecule: messenger RNA, 2151 nt
Organism: Penicillium vulpinum
Lineage: Eukaryota; Fungi; Ascomycota; Eurotiomycetes; Eurotiales; Aspergillaceae
Product: putative meiosis protein MEI2
Exons: 14
Coding region: 1-2151 (716 amino acids)
Molecular function (GO): RNA binding
Source: RefSeq, a predicted model, not a curated record
AUGGACAAACCUCCUUCGACCCGCGGAUCGCCCUCAGAGCAGCUCGCAGCUUUCACCCCUAUGGGAUAUGAGGCUUUUGCUCAACGAGCAAAUCCUGUGUCAUUUGCUGGGAUGAAAACAAUCCGUCCGACCGGUGACCCAUUUGCUGGUUUAUCUAUGGAACCGCGGUCGGGCCCUAGCCUUCCUGUGUCCCAGAUAACUGCUGCAAACCCCACUUCUGGCUACGCGCGCCCAGCUCAGAAAUUCGAACGGUCUGAUAGCUCGACUCAAUUGGCCGCGCCCGGGGCUCCUGGUCAGGCGAACACUCAGGCAUUAACUAGUCAAUUCCAGUACUCGUCUAUCUCACCUCAGUCAGUUCAUACAAUUAACGCAGCUCAAGCUUCUGACACUUCGGCUAGCCAAUUCAAUCAGUCUUUUGCUUCCUCUCAACUACCUCUUGCAGAAGCUGGUUCUGGUGGAACGCGAUACACGCCUUAUUCCUCAACUCAUACCAGGGCGCAUGUGGGAGGAUCUAAUAACCCUCUCUCUGAUGUUCAGCCAGGUAUUGCUAACGCUCAGUACUCGCCAUACCGUCAAGAAACUGGCUAUGAAUACAACCCAAACACGGGUUUGGUGUCUAGCUUGUUCGAAACAAUUCACGAUUCUGCAGCUGGAGGGACCAAUGCUUCCCCUGGAAACAUACAGAGGCUUGGAAACCCUGAUAACAAAGCUGGUCGUGCCACUGAGAUAACCGCUUCACAAUCCCUCUCUGCUGGACCUCCUGAGGCUACUGGAAAGCAUCGAUCUUUUAUGGCGCACUAUGUCCCUUUCGACACUUCACACCGCUCAAUUAUUGCUAUGUUCCCAAUUACCGAAUAUCCUUCUCUUGAGGAUGUUUGUCUCAAGCACCUGAGCACUAGGGGAAUGGUCUCGUUUUCAUUUGGCGAUCUUCGAGAUACCGUCGGUGCCAUCAACAAAAUUCGCCAAGUUCGUCCUGACUGGCAGAUUGUUCCUACCACUUCCCAGGAAAUCGCCAAUUUCCACGGAGAAAAUGGAACCAAAAGAGCCGCAUUUGCCACUGUAUCUCAAGAUGGUGGAUUCCUGCUUUCUGUGUACGCUAUUCCAAGCCAGUGGACCAUGCGACCCAUGGAAGUCACUGUGAGAGAAGUUGUUGCUUCGCUUGGCACGCUGCGUACUUGCAAGAUCAUCGAGCAGGAAGCAGGCAUGAGUCGAUACUACGUUGAAUAUUUCAACGUGCGUCAUGCAGUUUAUGCUUUCUCUUGUCUCAACGGGUUCAAGUUCGAUAGUCUUGAGUUCAACGUUAGGGAGGCAUAUGGUAGAGGGCCUGUCAUCUCUCAUAGUCGAAAUUCUAGCUGUGUCUCUCCUCAGAGCCCUAGGACCCCACAUCACCUUGUGUCCAAGGAGAACGAGGUUGAGGAAAACGUCAACGUCUCUCCAGCUUCUGAUGAUUCAGGCAAGUCGAGUGCAAAUAUUGUCCAUCCCGACCGAAUCUUGCAAGGAUUGGAUGUUCGCAGCACGGUCAUGAUCCGCAACAUUCCUAACAAGAUUACCGUGAAUGAGCUGAAAAGCAUUAUCGACGAGUCCAGCUAUGGGAAGUAUGACUUCCUCUAUCUGCGCAUGGAUUUCACGCAUCAUUGCAACGUUGGUUACGCAUUCGUGAACUUCGGUGAUCCAAUUGACAUUCUCAACCUCAUGCAAGCUAUAGUCGGCAAGGCUUGGCCCGACUGCAUCUCCGAUAAGCGAGCUGAAGUUUCUUAUGCUACACUUCAAGGCAAGGAGGCUCUUGUGAGCAAGUUCAGGAACAGCCAUGUUAUGACCCGUCCUCAUGCUGAACAACCCCGGCUCUUCUAUCUUGAGGGCCCUCAAAGAGGCACCGAAGCUCCUUUCCCGAGCCCUAAUGACGCCAGCAAGCUACGUCGUUCAGUUGCAAGCACUACUCAGCAAGGCCUCUUCUCACCCCGAAGCCGACCUCCAACGACGCCUCGCACCGACCGCGCGCGUUCUCAAUCGCAGCCCUGGAGUCAGACUCCCCGAGGUCGAGGUUCAUUCCGCACUCCCCAGCAUUCUGCUCGACGAUCGGUCCAUUAUGGCCCUGGCGAGUUUUCUCCCAUGCGACCGGAGGAUCGUCAAUUUAUCUCACACCGAAAUUAA